AUGCGCUUAGAAGAGCUCUUUGAAACUGUCAUGGCUGCCUCCUGCUCGUUCGUGUGCUGUGGCCAGGAGACGGAUUCCGACAAGGCCGUUAUUGUCCGCUUCUCGAAUGGCUGCGUCAAAAAUGCAGACAAGCUGGAUUUCGCCAUGUUCAAGAACGCAGAUGAGACUAACCCGAAGAAGAGGAGCAGGCGGAUGGUGGUUGCUGAAUCAGACAGGCUGUCUUAUGUUGGACAGAACUUUGGAGGAGCGUCUCUGAAAUGCAACAGUCUUUGCAAAUAUUAUGUCGGAGUGUUGAACAGACAGACCAUGGAGAUGGAAGUGCACCGAGCCGAGAUAUUCAACAUGAAACCUGUCAUUCCAGGAGAGAAGACGGAGACGGAGAAACCUCAAGACGCCACACAGUCCUACAGACACAAGGUUGACUCGUUGAUCGAAGCCUUUGGCACCAACAAACAAAAGCGAGCUCUGAGCUCCCGCAGACUCAACCAGGUGGGCAGCGACACCCUCCAGCACGCGGUGGCCAAAGCGGCCGGCACCGUGAUCGAGCAGAAGGGCCUGGAAGCUCUUCAACAGGAAGUGGCUGACACGGAGUCCCAGGGAGCUGUGGCCUCCCACCUGCCCCCCUGCGACCCAGAAGCAGACAAUCCAGAGGACGUCUACCCGUUCGACCUGCUCCUGACUCCAGUUGAGUUUGCUGCUUUGGAGGAGGCCGGCGCCAAGCUGGCGGCAUCCACCCCGGAGGAGCUACAGAAUCUAAAAGAUGGAGGGUGCCUGUGCGUGGCUAAAUACCUGGAGGACAUUGCGACCGCGGGCGAAGCCGCAGACCGAACGUCACGAUGCGCCUUUUACCUCCUCAUGCUCCUCAAGCUGGCACGGCAGAGGAGCGUCACCUUUAAGUUUGGGAAGGACGAGGGCUGCCCCCGCAUCAUCCAGACCAAACUGUUCAGGACGUUCACGGUCGAGACGUUCAACAACGGCAGGGUCCAGAACGUGGUGUCCACGUCGAUGCGGUCCAAACUGGCAGCGUACAGCCUGGCUCUGCUGCUGCACAUGGGCCGCAUGACGGUCGACCUCUCCCUACUGCACCGCGACCUCGGAAUCACCGAGGCCAAGAUGAUCGAGGUUGCCAAGUCAAUGGGGCUGGCGUUGAAGAAACCGGCCCGGAGCAAAGACAAAGAGGCCGUGGAGUUUGACGGCCACAAACAGGCGUCUCUCGUUCUGCCGCUGGUCAAAUACGAUCAGUUCGGCGAGAGACGAAAGCGGAAGAAAAUGCACUGA
This is a messenger RNA of Menidia menidia (Atlantic silverside), 1278 nucleotides long. The record is from the annotation of a GenBank genome assembly. Lineage: Eukaryota; Metazoa; Chordata; Actinopteri; Atheriniformes; Atherinopsidae.